Python bivittatus (Burmese python) is the source of this 1839-nucleotide messenger RNA. The record is from RefSeq and is a predicted model, not a curated record. Lineage: Eukaryota; Metazoa; Chordata; Lepidosauria; Squamata; Pythonidae.
AUGGAACUUCUCUUUGCUGAAAAUAGAUUCAUCCCUAAUUUUAAGUGUGGUGUCCAGAACAAUCCAGCUGCAGUUAUUGGGGGACCUGACAUCUGUCUCUACAUGGCAACCAUACUGGGCAUCUACAAAGUUCCCCAGCUGACCUAUGGCUCUGCUCCAGUCACGGAUAAAGCAACUCAAGCUAUUUUCAUCCAGCAAAUGUUUCCAGAUGAAUCCCACCAAAAUAAGGGCCUCCUUCAGCUAUUGCUGUAUUUUAGAUGGAUCUGGAUUGGCUUUCUUGCUGUGAAUGAUGACAAAGGAGAGAAAGUUGUAGAGGUUGUCCUCCCCAUGUUGUCCACGAAUGGUAUCUGCUUGGAUUUCAUAGGAAAGUUCCCAAAUGUAGCUUUUUACAGUGACUUUACAGAUGUGAUGGAUGAAGCAUACAAAACCUACUAUAUCAUUGUGAAGAGCACAGCCAAGGUGAUAGUCUUAUAUGGUGCAAUGGAGUCCAUGACCUUUAUGAAAAUCCAUGAUCCAGAUAAUCAAUAUGCCACAAUCUGUACAAGAAGGGAGAAGAUGGCAACCCUUCCUGCAUCUGUGUUUGAACUUAGCAUGUCUGGCCACAGCUACAGUGUAUACAAUGCUGUCUAUGCUGUAGUGCAUGCUUUGGAGGCAAUGCGUUCAUCAAAAAUCAAGCACAACAAUAUUGUGGGUGGAAGACAGCAGAAGCUUCAGAAGCAACAAAUGUGGCAGCUUCAUACUUUCCUGAGAAGGGUUUCAUUCAACAACAGUGCUGGAGAAAAGAUUUCAUUUGACAAAGAUGGAGAACUAAUUGGUGGAUUUGAUAUUAAUAAGUGGGUCACAUUCCCAAACCAAUCAUUUUUUAGGAUCCAGGUUGCCAUUUGGUAUAACUGUGUGUGUUAUGCAUUAAACACACCACUGUUGCCUUCUUUUUCAGAUACGGAUGACUGCUCUCCAUGUCCUGAAGAUUAUUAUCCAAACCCUGAAAGAAAUAUAUGCAUUCCAAAACGUAUCACUUUUUUGUCCUAUGAAGAACCCAUGGGGAUCAGUCUCACUGUUCUUUCUCUUACUUUUUCUUUAAUGACAACUUUCGUAAUUACAACCUUCAUUAAACACAAAAACACUCCCAUCGUCAAAGCCAACAACCGGAAUCUCACCUACAUUCUCCUUGUUUCCCUCCUUCUCUCUUUCCUUUGUGUGUUUCUAUUUAUUGGGAGACCCAAUAAGACUGUGUGUCUCCUUCGACAACCAGCUUUUGGGCUCAUCUUUUCUGUGGCAGUUUCUUGUGUAUUGGCCAAAACCUUUGUUGUGGUUCUAGCAUUCAUGGCCACCAAACCUGGUUCAAGAAUGAAGAAAUGGGUGGGUGGAAGAAUAAUCAGUUUCAUUAUUUUUUCCUGCUCCCUUAUUCAAGCCAGCUUUUGUGCUGUGUGGCUGAUAAUGUCCCCACCAUACCCAGAUUUUGAUGUGCACUCAAUGUCUGAAGAAGUCAUGAUGGAGUGUAGUGAGGGAUCAGUCACCAUGUUCUACUCUGUCUUGGGCUUUAUGGGUUUCCUGGCCAUGGUCAGCUUCUCUGCUGCUUUUUUAGCUAGGAAGUUACCNNACAGUUUCAAUGAAGCCAAAUUCAUCACCUUCAGCAUGUUGGUCUUCUGCAGUGUUUGGCUAUGUUUUGUUCCAACGUAUCUAAGCACCAGAGGAAAAUACAUGCUGGCUGUGGAGAUCUUCUCCAUGAUUUCCUCCAGUGCUGGCUUACUGGUGUGUAUCUUCUUUCCCAAAUGUUUUAUCAUUGUAAUGAGACCUGAAUUGAAUAAUAAGCAUCAGCUAAUGAGAAGAAUGAUUUAA